GCACAGCAAGUUGUUAUAAUAUAAGAUUUUGUUAUUCCUAUGUGGAACAGAUUUAAGUAUAUUUAUUAAAAAAACACUAUGUCAAAAAUAACAAUGAGUCAAUUGACGCACCCGCAGCGCGUGCGUUUACUGUACAAAACCAUAUUGCGGCUGCAUCGAGGUUUGCCCACAGAACUGCGCGCUUUGGGCGAUAACUAUGUGCGCGAUGAGUUCAGGCGGCAUCUCAAAUGCAAUCCCAUGGAGACACAACUCUUUAUGACCGAGUGGGCUCGCUACGCCUCCACCAUCACAAAGCAGCUGGGACUGCGCGGCAAACCGAAGGGAGAACUGGGCGAGCCACUGGAUGCCCAGUCGGUGGAAAUGCUCAAGGAUGACCAAGUAGUACAGCUAUACGAGCUAAUGCUGGCCACCAAGGCUCUCAAUGGAGAUACGAUAACGGCAGAUGAUGUGAGAGGCAGUAAUCAAUAAAUUGUAGUUUUAUUA
This is a messenger RNA of Drosophila novamexicana, 483 nucleotides long. RefSeq names its product succinate dehydrogenase assembly factor 3, mitochondrial (gene Sdhaf3). NCBI's taxonomy places the organism in Eukaryota, Metazoa, Arthropoda, Insecta, Diptera, Drosophilidae. Gene Ontology annotation, biological process: succinate metabolic process; mitochondrial respiratory chain complex II assembly. Bases 79 to 468 code for a protein of 129 amino acids. The record is from RefSeq and is a predicted model, not a curated record. The transcript has 3 exons. Gene Ontology annotation, cellular component: mitochondrion; mitochondrial intermembrane space.